Meloidogyne enterolobii is the source of this 1203-nucleotide messenger RNA. The record is from the annotation of a GenBank genome assembly. NCBI's taxonomy places the organism in Eukaryota, Metazoa, Nematoda, Chromadorea, Rhabditida, Meloidogynidae.
AUGGAAGAAAUUCAAAAUGAAGAAGAGGAAGACGAGAAAGCUUUAAAUGUUUUAAAUAAACAAUUAACUAAUUUAAAGAGUGUCAAUUCUCAAUACUUCCAACAAUUUGAAGAAAAUAUUAAAUUAAAAACAGAAUGGCAAAAAUGUUUAAAUUAUGUUAUACUUUUGAAAAUAUUUGUAAAAAAUGAUUUGAAAAUGGAGGAAAUUAAAAAGAUAAUUUCUGAAAAAUUGAAGAAUGAAUGCAAAUUAAAUGUCAAAAAAGAGAACAAGAAAAUUGAGGAAUUAUAUGAAAAAAUUAAAGAAGUAUUAGCUAAAGAUAUAAAUGUUGUAACUGCUAAAGAAUUAAAAAAUUUAGAAAAUAAUUUAAACAAAAUUAUUGGCCAAAUUGAAAAUAAAAAUCAAUUAAAGGAGUAUUUUGAAGAAUUGAAAAGUAUUGAGAAAAAAUCUGAAGAAAAGGGACGUCGAGAUGAAAUUAUUGAAAAAAUGAAUAAUUUAGUGAAUGGAAAAAAUAUUAAUGAAUUUGAUGAACGAUUAAAAAAUAAAUAUGAAUUUUUGUUGAAAAAUUGGAAAAAAUUGUUUAGCUCCACUAAAGUACAAAAUGAGGAAACAGAAAAUAUUUUUUAUAAACAAAUAUUGCCUGAAAGUGAAGAAAUUAAAAAUUAUUUUAAAGAUUCUGGCCCCCUUUUUGUUAAAUAUUGCUUAACUAAAAGAAUUGAAAAUUCAUUCAAUAAAGAUGGAACUGUGAAAUUUUCUGAUUUUUUGAGUAAUGGUGUUGGACAGGAAUAUGGAUGGGAAUUGAAAGAAGUUUUGGGGCAAAGACGUAUUGAUGUUGGAUAUUAUGAGAAUAUACAAAAACAAAUUAAAGAAGAAUUAAAAUAUGUGUGUGAGGAAGAUUUUGAAGUAAAUCUGAAAAAAGCUUGUAAAUUAUUUUUGGAACAUGAAUUACAAUAUUGGCAUUCUUUUUGUUCUAUUGAUACAGAACAUUUACGUUUCGAACGUUUUGAGGAAAUGAAUGUUGUUACUAAUGAUUAUCAACACAAAAAAGAAGAAGAAAAGAAAGCUACUUUUAAGGAAGCAACUUUUGAUAAAUCUGGAGAUGAUAGUAAAUUCGAAGGAGAAAUUGAAGAUGCUAGUAAGAAAACAACUUCUGAUGAAGUCAAAUCAGAUGAUACUAAAUCCGAAGGAGAAAUUCAAGUGUUGUGA